Microstroma glucosiphilum is the source of this 2307-nucleotide messenger RNA. RefSeq lists its product as hypothetical. NCBI's taxonomy places the organism in Eukaryota, Fungi, Basidiomycota, Exobasidiomycetes, Microstromatales, Microstromataceae. The transcript has 2 exons. The record is from RefSeq and is a predicted model, not a curated record. Bases 1 to 2307 code for a protein of 768 amino acids.
AUGGCAGAUCUGCAAGCCCAAUUAGAGGUCCUCUACUGCCCACCACUAGACGCAUCACUAGUCGCAGCAAUCGCCAAUGACGAAGGUCAAACCCUUCAGAGCGCCAGGGAGGUGCUGGACGCGCUCGCAGCAGACGCUGGGCCUUCGAGCUCAUCCACUCCUCCGAGAUCACCGGAAGACUUGUCGCCUCGUCAGGCAGAUACUGGUUCCGUUACUCCAGGCUCUUCUUCUGAUGCCACUUCUACUACUGCAGUCGACAUCGACCGUAUGCUCGACGAGUUUCAUCUGUCAGAGAAGCUCGAUCAUGGGGAGGAUGAAGAUGCCAGGGCAGCCAACCUCAAGCUGACAGAUGACGAAGAGGAGCCAUCGGAGGGCGAAAGCGAGCACGCAGAUGUUUCCAAGAGGGGCACAAGUCUGCAACGCACCAAAGAUGAUGGAAUAAAGGUCUUGUCCUCAGGAGGCGGAUCGGACUCACUGGCCUUCCUGUCUCAUGCCUUCCCUACUCGCACGCCAGAAUUUCUCGAGGAGACGCUCGCUGACUGCAGAGGGGAUGUGGGCAUGACCAUCGAUACGCUCAUGGCCAUCGAUCUGGUCGAACGCGAAGAGAUGGAAGAUACGUUCAGCAGCGAAACAAAGCAGAGUAGCACAUCGACUCCUGAGAAGAAGGGCUUGGACUAUGAUGCGCUUGCUGAAGGUAGCCGCAACGUCAAAGGCAAGAAGGGAAGGGCGAUGCGGAAGAAGGCUCACGAAGACCUGAUGAGGUCAAUGGGUCAGGAAGUGCUGCAACCGAGGAAAGGUCACCAGACCAAAGUUACUCUGGGAGACGUGAGACAAGGUGCCAAAAGUCUUCCCAUGUCAGCUUCUCGCUCGACGCGCUCCUCGAAGGGCAAUGUGUCGUCACACGACUACGCUGCGCAACAACCGACCGAGGACCUCACCGAUGAGGAGCUUGCGAAGAGACUAGCAAAGGAGGAAGACCCGACUGCAGGAGAAGCCGUCAAGGACAACCAGUGGCUGCUCACGUCUUCAGUCCUUGCACAGCUCUCGACAUUGCUUGACGUUCCGCCUCAAAGCGUCGCAUCAGCAUAUAAUAAGGCCUCUUUCAAUCUUCACAUUGCUGUUGGCAGGGUGAUCGAUGCGAGCGCCGCAGAGUACCCAACUUUGGACUCGUUAGAUGAAGCAGGCUCUGCUCCCUCUGGUACCGCCAAAGCUUUGGUGGACUCCCUGGCCGCCUUGGCCGGAAAGAGCGUCGUGAUGGCAGAGCUAGCUCUGCGAUCGACCAAGGGAAGACAAGACGCCGCACUCGACUUGCUGAAUCUAAUGGACGUCGUACGGGAUGCCGCAGGAGGCGAGAAGCCAGACGAGCUGGAUCCACUGGGCAGACUAAGGGAUGGAGGGGAUGUCUUGCUGCCGGAGAAGAAGCAGACUGCAGACGCAUCCUCCGACCGUGCUGGCAUGUCGGUCAAUGUCGACCCCCUGCCAGGUGAGUCAGUCGAUCUCAAGACACUAGAUGCCGCAAGACGGGCAGGUGGUUUCGCCAGAGCCACUGUCGCAGGAAGGAACGGCGCCCCGACCGGUCAGGACAGGGCAAUGGCGUCCCUCCGAGAGGGUACGACGGCUACUAUCUCCUUCCCUCCCAGCUCCGCAGCAACAUCCUCCUCCUCCGGCAGCAACUCGAUCCCCAACGCUACUCAACUCAUGUUCUCCGAGCCCUCCUACUCCCCCUCCUCUCCCGCCCGCUCCUCUCGUCCCCUCUCACUACGACAGCGCGAAGAGCUCAUCAGUCACUACCGCUCCCUCGCUGCCGAGUACCAGACACGGCGCAACACCUCCCUCGUGCAGGCAGGGAGCGCCUGGCGUUCCGCCUCGGGUACGAAUGCCACGAGAGGCGCAGCCUUUUACUAUGCUGACGAGGCUCGCCGGCUGGAGGCCAAGAGCCGUGCGUGGUCUCUCAAGGCGGCCGAGGAGCUGGUUGAGUAUCGUAAAGCGGGCGGAGGUGGAGCUGGCGCUGCGAGGUAUGGCGGGGAUGAGGGUCGUGGUGGAGCGAGGGAAGGAGUCGUGGACCUGCAUGGCGUCACGGUCCGCGAGGCUCUCUCGAUUGUCAAUGCUGAGCUCAAUGCUUGGUGGGGCCUGCCGUCGAGGAGUAGGACGAGCAGUCUGACCAUCAUCACUGGAGCGGGAAGACAUUCACCCAACCAGGUGGCCAUCCUGACCCCUUCGGUCGCCAAGUGGCUUGCGAGGCAGGGAUGGAGAGCAGAGGUCGACAAGAGCAGGGGAGUCAUUGUCGUCAGAGGUCUCGGAGCGUGA